Messenger RNA from Penicillium soppii, 2103 nucleotides. RefSeq names its product flavin monoamine oxidase family protein. The coding region runs from base 1 to 2103 and encodes 700 amino acids. Gene Ontology annotation, molecular function: polyamine oxidase activity; L-amino-acid oxidase activity. Gene Ontology annotation, biological process: amino acid catabolic process. The record is from RefSeq and is a predicted model, not a curated record. The transcript has a single exon. NCBI's taxonomy places the organism in Eukaryota, Fungi, Ascomycota, Eurotiomycetes, Eurotiales, Aspergillaceae.
AUGAUCGGCAAAGUUUCUCUUGCAGUAGCAACCCUGGUCAUCGCCCAAGGACUACCUGGACUCGGCAAGGUGAUAGAGGAGCAAGACACUGUCAGAGUUUACACAUCUACAACUCUUCUCCGGGGUGAGCUGGCUAAUAUUCAUCUUGAUUGGCUUGAUCAUGCACCGAAUGCAAUCAAGGCAGUCUACGCAUCGUGCGACGGCCAAAAUUUGACCAAAAAGGAGCAUUUCAUCGGACGAUUCUCGACACAGAAUCAAACCCCUGAAAGACUGGCUUGGGCCGUUCCAAACGACGCCCCGACUCAACAAUGCGUCUACAUCUUGGAAGUCGAUGACCGGGUUGCAACUCCAACUGUUCUAGGCAAAAGCAGUCCCAUUUCACUACAAAAGGCACCCAACAAACGAUCGACAGCAUUUGCCAACAUUCCAUUACUGAAGGAUUUUGAUUCGUUGGGAACAUGGUUCGAUGGAGUGGCUAAAAUCAAAGAAAAGGUUGAAGAAGAGGGAGGAGUAGCUUCGAAGAGCUCAUUCAAGAAUACCUCAAUCGCGAUUGUUGGAGGUGGGAUUUCCGGACUUGCCACAGCUUUGAUGCUGGACAGCGUCGGCAUACACAACUGGGAGAUCAUCGAGGCCAGUAACCGCGUUGGAGGCAGGUUUCGAACGAAAUAUGUCGCAGAUACGCAGGAAUGGGCUGAAAUGGGACCGAUGAGACUUCCGUACUCAGUGACCUACAAAAGCGACAACGAAACACUGUUGUAUUCCGACCAUCAAUUGACUUUCCAAAUGGCCGAGAUAUUGAACACCAUGAAUAAGAAUGAGUCGAAGUGGAGAAUUGAUUUCAUCCCCUGGGUUCAGCACAGCCCCAAUGAGAUCAUUGCACAAGGAACUCGCCGUCAUCCGGAUGGUAGAAUCCCAACCCGCGCUGAACUUGAAGAUGAUCCAAGCCUGGAAGAUGCACCAGCAAUGACCAGUGCAGAGUACAGCAAUACCGAGAAUCAGAUGAACAAAAUCCUCAAAGACCAAGCGACGCUCAAAUCCAUCCAAAAGGACGUCUGGAGAGCCCACAAGACUGCUAUGGAUCAAGGACUCGACGACUGGAGUGAACAGGCGAUGAUGCGCCAUGCCUUCAAGGCCAGUGAGAAUGUCACUGAUGAGAUCUUGACAUCUUCUGACUAUGAUGUAUUUUGGGAUGAACUGCACCAUAACUCCAAUCUUGGGCUGGAUGGGAGCAAGGGAAGCAUGGGGAAGACAGAAUGGGUCUGCAUCGACGGAGGAUUCAACCGCCUCUCCGAUGCAUUCCUUCCCCAUGUCCAGAGCAGACUUACUCUCAACCGAAAAGUCAGAAAAUUAGAGCCUGUCCAGGAUCAAAACGGCAAUACCCGAACUCGACUGUCAUGGUAUCCUAGCGUCUCGAAUCGCACAUACGAGUCCAAAGACUACGACUAUACGAUCAUGGCAGCGCCAUUCACCAUGACCCGAUUCAUGGACCUACCCAAAUUCUCUUCUGUGCUGGACCGCGCAAUCAGCGAAGCAGGUCUCCGAUUCAAGUCUGCCUGUAAAGUAGCUCUACUUUUUUCCGAACGAUUCUGGGAGAAAGGCGACCGGCCCAUUUUCGGCGGUUACUCCAAACCAGAGAGCAAACCCGUCGGCGCCUUGUAUUACCCAGUCUAUGGACUCAACGAGUCGCGUCCAGGGUUGAUAAUGCACUACCGAGGGGGAGACUGGAGCGACCGAUUUGUGAGUUUCUCGGAUGAAGAACACGUCCAGACGGUUCUGGACGCGGUUGUGAGUCUUCACGGCGAACAGGCACGAGACUUGUACACUGGUGAUUAUGAGCGGCUUUGUUGGCUUCAGGAUGAACAUACGGCGACUUCUUGGUGUCGGCCGGAUAUUGAGCAGCAUAAGCUCUACAUUCCGGCUUAUCAUCAGACGGAGCAUAAUACCAUUUUUAUCGGAGAGCACACUGCGCCUACACAUGCUUGGGUGAGUUCAUCACUGCAUUCUUCUGUUCGAGGGUCUAUUCAACUGCUGUUGGAGCUGGGCUUGGUGGAUGAGGCGAAAGAGCUUAACCAGAAGUGGAUGGGAAGAUGGAUCAAGUUGUGA